ACAUUUAUAUUCCUCCAGAACUCUUGGUUUGGGAAUACCUCCUCUCAGAUCUCCUUUGUUAAGUUCUUUAUUGAUCAUGGAACCACAGUGGAACUACCCCUUGUCUCCCUCCUUCAUCUUCCUGCUCAUGGCCACUUCUUGCACUUGGCUCCUUCCCAUCACUUCCCCUCAGCGAAUCCCCACAGACCCUCAGGCGGCACCAGAGUACGCCCACUCCAUCCGACUAGAUGGCGAUAUCAUACUUGGCGGAUUAUUUCCAGUGCACGCAAGAGGGGACCGUGGCACGCCAUGUGGUGAGCUGAAAAAGGAAAAGGGGAUCCAUCGCUUGGAGGCCAUGAUGUUUGCCAUCGACCUGAUCAACAAAGACCCCGAACUGCUGCCCAACAUCACACUAGGGGCCCGGAUCUUGGAUACCUGCUCCAGGGACACGUACGCUCUGGAGCAGUCCCUGACGUUUGUACAGGCCUUGAUAGAGAGGGAUGGAUCUGAUGUCCGCUGCGCUAAUGGAGACCCUCCAAUCUUCACCAAGCCGGAUAAAAUCGUUGGAGUGAUUGGAGCCGCGGCCAGCUCAGUGUCCAUCAUGGUGGCCAACAUCCUGCGCCUGUUUAAGAUCCCGCAGAUCAGCUAUGCCUCCACAGCCCCUGAGCUGAGUGACAACACUCGCUACGACUUCUUCUCUCGUGUGGUGCCGCCAGACUCCUACCAGGCCCAGGCCAUGAUGGACAUCGUCACAGCGAUGGAGUGGAACUACGUGUCCACGCUGGCCUCAGAAGGCAACUAUGGCGAGAGCGGUGUGGAGGCCUUCAUCCAGAUUUCCAGAGAAACUGGUGGUGUGUGUAUUGCCCAGUCCUUGAAGAUCCCCAGGGAGCCCAGGCCAGGGGAGUUUGACAAGAUCAUCAGACGCCUGCUGGAGACCUCCAAUGCCAGGGCCAUCAUCAUGUUUGCUAAUGAGGAUGACAUACGACGAGUUCUGGAUGCAGCUAAAAGAAACAACCAGACGGGCCACUUCCUGUGGGUGGGUUCAGAUAGCUGGGGGUCCAAGAUCUCUCCUGUGAUUGGCCAGGAGAAAGUGGCUGAGGGUGCUAUCACAAUUCUUCCCAAAAGAGCAUCUGUGGAUGCAUUUGACCGGUAUUUCCGUAGCCGCUCGCUGUCCAACAACAGAAGAAAUGUUUGGUUUGCUGAAUUCUGGGAGGAAAACUUUAACUGUAAGCUGGGAAUGCAUGGCAAAAGACCUGGCAGUCUGAAGAAAUGCACAGGUUUAGAAAAAGUUGGCCGUGAUUCCAGUUAUGAACAAGAGGGAAAAGUUCAGUUUGUGAUGGAUGCAGUGUAUGCCAUGGCCCACGCUCUGCACCGCAUGCACCGGGAGCUCUGCUACGGAUACCCAGGCCUCUGUCCACGGAUGGCCAACAACAUCGAUGGUAAAGAGCUACUCAACCACAUCCGUGCUGUCAACUUCAAUGGAAGUGCCGGUACACCAGUGGUUUUCAAUGAGAAUGGAGAUGCGCCAGGAAGAUAUGAUAUAUUCCAGUACCAGAUCACCAACAGAUCUACUGCAGAAUACAGAGUCAUCGGCUCCUGGACCAAUAAAUUACACCUCAAAGUGGAGGCCAUGCAUUGGAGGAUGGGUGACCCGACUUUCCCGGCCUCUGUUUGCAGCCUCCCAUGCCGUACAGGUGAAAGGAAGAAAGUUGUGAAAGGUGUGCCGUGCUGUUGGCACUGUGAACGCUGUGAGGGAUACCACUAUCAGGCCUCAGAGUUUACCUGUGAGCUGUGCCCAUAUGAGAUGCGACCUGAUGCCAACCGCACUGGGUGUGUUCCCAUUCCGAUUAUCAAGCUGGAGUGGCACUCGCCCUGGGCCAUCGUCCCCGUCUUUAUCUCCAUGCUGGGGAUCAUUGCCACCUCUUUUGUCAUCGUUACUUUUGUGCGGUACAACGACACGCCCAUCGUGCGAGCAUCAGGCCGAGAGAUGAGCUACGUCCUGCUUACGGGAAUCUUCCUGUGCUACGCCAUCACAUUCCUGAUGAUUGCGACGCCCGACGUGGGUGUGUGUUCACUGAGGAGGAUUUUCUUAGGCUUAGGGAUGUGUUUUAGCUACGCUGCGCUGCUCACCAAGACCAACAGGAUACACCGCAUCUUUGAACAAGGGAAAAAGUCUGUAACAGCACCCAGGUUCAUCUCUCCUGCCUCCCAGCUCGUCAUUACGUUCUCCCUGAUCUCAGUUCAGCUCCUGGGUGUCUUUGUGUGGUUUGCCGUGGACCCUCCCCAUACCGUAGUGGACUACGGCGAGCAGCGGACCCAGGACCCCAUGGCAGCACGUGGAGUCCUCAAGUGUGACAUCUCAGACCUGUCUCUUAUCUGCUCCCUGGGUUACUCCAUUCUGCUGAUGGUAACGUGCACAGUUUAUGCCAUCAAGACGCGAGGCGUGCCCGAAACCUUUAAUGAAGCCAAGCCUAUCGGAUUUACCAUGUACACCACCUGCAUUAUCUGGUUGGCGUUCAUACCCAUCUUUUUCGGCACGUCCCAGUCUGCAGAAAGGAUGUAUAUCCAAACUACGACCCUGACCAUCUCUCUGAGCCUGUCUGCCUCUGUGUCUCUGGGGAUGCUCUACAUGCCCAAGGUCUACAUCAUCCUCUUCCACCCCGAGCAGAACGUACCCAAACGAAAACGGAGCUUCAAGGCAAUUGUGACAGCAGCCACCAUGUCAGGAAAACUGACCCAGAAGGGAGGAGACCGCCCAAAUGGGGAGGUUAAGACUGAACUGUGUGAGAGCAUGGAGACCAACACUUCAUCAACUAAGAUGACAUAUGUCAGCUACAGCAAUCAUGCCAUGUGAAGGGACCAGACAAGAAGAUGAAGA
This is a messenger RNA of Archocentrus centrarchus (flier cichlid), 2857 nucleotides long. RefSeq names its product glutamate receptor, metabotropic 8a (gene grm8a). The transcript has 13 exons. Gene Ontology annotation, molecular function: G protein-coupled receptor activity. Gene Ontology annotation, biological process: G protein-coupled receptor signaling pathway. Gene Ontology annotation, cellular component: membrane. The record is from RefSeq and is a predicted model, not a curated record. NCBI's taxonomy places the organism in Eukaryota, Metazoa, Chordata, Actinopteri, Cichliformes, Cichlidae. Bases 77 to 2833 code for a protein of 918 amino acids.